AUGGCGGCGCCUGCGAGAGCGUCUCUCCGGAGGAAUGGCGAGCGAGCCGACACUUGGGGCCGGCACCUUCUGGGCUGGUUCGGGGGCAGGCGGUGCUCGUUCUCGCAUUCCACGGCACCUCCGCCUCCUGCUCCUCUUCUCUCCUCCUUGCCGAUCUCCUCCCCAGCUUCGGCGGAACAACGCCCACAGCUUGUAGUUCCCGGUGUGUCCCACUUUUGGGUGGGCUCCAUGGAACUCAUGGCCGUCCCAAAGAAGAAGGCAAGCUCCUCCCUCCCUCACUCCCUCACUCCCUCCCCUCCCUCCUUGUUCGCUCUCAAUGUCUCCCUCAGUUCUCUUGAUCGUUCUUUCUUUUCCUAUUCUGCGUGGACAUCCUCCGACAUUUGCAUUCCACCGUCUGGGAUCGUGUGGAAUCUCGCUGAAGAGUAAGUGGAUGUGAUUGCUGCAUCGUCACCUAGGGUUUUUGUUACUAUGCGCGUCAGUGCCGUCAGGCUAAUGAUCAUGUACCAAGAUUCCAUCUGCUGCCUUGUUUCUGUGUUUCGUUUGGUAGGAAACGUGCGAUUCUGGUGAAUGAAAUUCCCUCCUAUUUUUCUCGUGCUCGAUUUAUUUUUUUAAAGUUUUACUUGUCAUAGAUUACCGGUCUCCGUUCUUGUUCUUGGCGUUCUGUUUAUUUUGAUGCCCUUGUCUCUUCGGCCUUCAAUCUUGGCUCAUUCUUAGCUCUCGCGUGUCUUCCCUUCUCGUGAGAAGUUCUGGGGAACGGGGAAGGUGUCAGAUGAGUGGAGUGCAUCGUCAUUGUCCUGUCAGCUACAUAUUCUGGUUGCAAUGCAUCCAUUCGUGCGGCGCCUGGAUUCUAUUAAACUGUUGACGAAGAGUUUGUGUCAGGUAUUAGAGGUUUGUGUUUUAGUUUAACCUUUAGGCGACUUUUCCUGAGAUUGUAUUGCAGACCCAUCCCCCAAUGAAACUCAUCUCCUUCCAUCUUUUCCCUGUUUUUCUCGAAAUCUGGAGGAGCCCAAUACUUUGUCGAUGUUUGAUUUAUAUAUCGACGGCAUGACAAAAGAAUCACUCUCGGUCUAACUUGGAAAGAGGGUGGGUUUGACGAGUUUCGUCGUCUUCAAAUCCUUUUGUUGGCUUGUUUUGAAUCUGAACGUGGAAGUCCCCAUCUUUUCAUGCUUUAUUUAUCGUCAAGUUAAUAUAUAUAUAUAUAUAAUUUAUUUUUUUUUCUCUUAGUACACAGGUUUCACCCUAUAAAAAGGGUCUUAGAAAUGGUCCGAAGGCUCUGAAACCUGCCCCAGUGAUUGUUCGUUGCAAGUAAGUUAAUAUCCUACAUCCUUUCCUUUAGUAGAAAAUAUUUACUUCUGAGGUAACUUUCUCUGUUUUUUUAUCCAUAACAUCCUCUAAGUGGGUUGUCGUUUUAUCUUUCGCUCAACUCUUUGCUACCUAAUCUGGGUCAGCUAUAGAUUAGUCAUUUUACUAUUUCCAGGUAUCAUCCUCGAAAUGAACAGGAGAAUUUGCUCAUAUAUAUAUAUAAAUAAAGAUAAGGGUCUUGGAGUUAAAGAAAGCAAGCGAUUGUAAGACCCAGGGGGGUAUUUGGGGAUGUUCAAAUGUUGAGUGUCGGCUGCAUCUUAGAAGGCAAACACUUUUCCUGAGAAUUAACUUGUUGCUCUCGACAAAUAGCACCAGUAGAGCCCUCAAAUCCAUCAUUGCUAUGAAGGGAUUGAUGCCUUAGGGGAAGUGCAUAGCAGGAAGAGUGAGAGCAAAAGGGGGCACAGCUGACUAACCAUGGAGGGUAGAAGAGGAGGGAAGAAGGGAGUAAGAAAAACUUGCUGAGGAAAGAGACCUGGGGGAAUGGUUGACUAUGAAAACAAUCUAAUGUAAGCAGGUUGUGAUAUAGAAGAAUUACAGCUUAUGAUCAGGUAUCUGUGGUAAAUAGAAAUUCAGCUUAACAUUGGGUGGAUGUGGGGCUUCACCUUUGGUGGCUUACUUCUGCAAAUGACCUUUCUGGAUCCAUAUCUGAUUUUACAUGCGAACACACCUUCUUGACAAAAGAAAAAAAAAGAAAAAAAAAAGAAGAAAUAUUUGACUCAUGGGUGUCGCUCUUCUUUCGACCUACCUUUCUAGGUUCCGGUCUGAUUGUCGGAUCUGUGAUAUCGGUUAUCCUGUUUCGGCUCGUUUCAUUCAUUUUGACUGUGCAAGCAGGAGCUGCGGGCGUGUGAAGCUGCCACAUUUCUACUGUUGCAGCGGAGAUAAAGGUAUCGGGGGGGCGAGGAGCGAGUCAACUCAGUAG
This is a messenger RNA of Spirodela intermedia, 2281 nucleotides long. The record is from the annotation of a GenBank genome assembly. Lineage: Eukaryota; Viridiplantae; Streptophyta; Magnoliopsida; Alismatales; Araceae.